Messenger RNA from Camellia sinensis, 1890 nucleotides. RefSeq names its product zinc knuckle (CCHC-type) family protein. Gene Ontology annotation, biological process: negative regulation of DNA-templated transcription. Gene Ontology annotation, molecular function: transcription corepressor activity. NCBI's taxonomy places the organism in Eukaryota, Viridiplantae, Streptophyta, Magnoliopsida, Ericales, Theaceae. Gene Ontology annotation, cellular component: nucleus. The record is from RefSeq and is a predicted model, not a curated record.
AAGGAGGUAGUGUUGUAAUUUACAGAAUUAAAUUUCAUCAUAUUUCGUAACUACAGAUGUAAGUGUAAUUACUUCAAAUUCACUGUAAGUGCUGUAUUUUGUCAAUUAUUAGGUGACAUCAGUGCUAUUUACCAAAAGUAUGAUAUGGUUCACAAAACUCGCAAAAUUCAUCUGUAAAUUCUAGGGUUUUCUUCAGAUUCUGCGACUCUGAUCCGAUAAAAAUCAAUCAAUCACCACUUGACCAAAAUCAAGGUUACACAGAAGGAUGGAGGAAGAAGAAGGAGGGUUGAGGCUGAGCAAGAGGUUCUCGGACAAAGGCGGUGAGGUUGAUUUCAAGACCAAAUCGGGCACAGCAUGGUCUCACUCUUACCUCAACCAGAAGCCAUGGCACCCUCUCUCCUACCCCAACCAGCGCCGCAAAUGGAUCGCCGAGCAGACCCACGUCCAGCGCGAACGCCGCGCCGAAGAAGUCGCCCGCGAGUUUGCACAUGAGCAGGAAUUCUUCCGCCAGGCUGCUCUUGUCUCCAAGAAAGAGAAAGAAAAGAUGGAAAUGAUGAAGGCUGUGAGCUUUAUGUAUGUCCGGCCACCGGGUUAUAAUCCUGAAAGUGCCCAAGCUGCUGAAAUUGCUGAUGAGAGGAAGAACCAGGAGCAGAGCAACCCCCAGAAAGACCCAUCUGUGGGUGGAGCAUCAACUUCAAUGCCAUUGGAAGGCAUGCCUGGCAGAGACCGUCCACGUGAUGAGAAAAAGAAACCAAAGCCAAAAGAUGUUUUUGGUCGAGCUUUACCAACUGAAGAACAAUUUGAAAUCCUUAAAAAUGCUCCAAGGAUGGAAACAGGUGCUCCUGCAAGGGUGAAACCAUUUGGAGUUGAAGUGCGCAAUGUAAAGUGUCUUAGAUGUGGAAAUUUUGGCCACCAAAGUGGUGAUCGUGAAUGUCCAUUGAAGGAUGCUAUAAUGCCCAAUGAAGAAAGUCGAUUGAAAAGAGAUGACCCCUUGACAGCUAUGAUGGCCCACACAGAUUCUAGUGAGCCUCUGAAGUGGGAACUUAAACAAAAACCAGGAAUGAGUCCUCCCCGUGGCGGCUUCAACCCUGAUGAUCCCAACCAGCAAAUAGUUGCUGAGGACAUAUUUGACGAGUAUGGAGGGUUCCUUAGUGGAGAGAACAUCCCGGAGUUGUUGGCCAAUUUCUCCUCUAGCAAACCCAAAAAGAAGUCCACGAGUAAGAAACACAGUAGGCGGUCAUCACCAACUUGCACUGAAUCUAAGGAUCAUAAAGAGUAUGGGUCUUUUAACGAUGAUGAUGAUGAGAGGAAGAGGUCAAAGAUGAGGAAACGUAAGAUGAAGAGACACAAGCAUUCAGAAUCAAGUCCAUCAGAUGAAGCUGAGUUUGAUAGGCAUGAUGGGUCGUCCGAGGAUGAUGAUGAUGAUGAGAGGAAGAGGUCAAAGAAGGGGAAAGAUAAGAGAAAAAAGCACAAGCAUUCUGAAUCAAGUUCAUCGGAUGAUGCGGAAUUUGAUAGGCAUCGUAAACGGAGUAGACACAGGCAUUCUUAUUCGAGUUUGUCUGAAGAUUCAGGCUCCGAUGAGCGACGUAGGAGCAAGCACCGUCAUCGCUCUCGCCAUCGGCAUCGUCGGUAAUCACUAUGAUUCUUUGUCAGAAUGAGAUUUGUAUAUGCUUUAAUUUGAUCUUGUCGUGGAGAUGGCAAAUGGACCAGCUUUUUGGUUUAGGUCUAUCUGACUAUUCCAAGUGUUGGUAUCAUGCCAUUGUUUGGGUAGAGUGUUACUAAGAAUUUCGUUUCGCUCUUUUGUUGUUUCCAGUUAUACAUUAUAUGAAAAUUGAUGUUUGAUAAUUAUGAGGAGCCUGAAAUCUCCUGUUAACAUCUGUUUUGCUUGAA